Molecule: messenger RNA, 5894 nt
Organism: Sebastes umbrosus (honeycomb rockfish)
Lineage: Eukaryota; Metazoa; Chordata; Actinopteri; Perciformes; Sebastidae
Gene: adam12
Product: ADAM metallopeptidase domain 12
Exons: 23
Coding region: 359-3292 (977 amino acids)
Biological process (GO): proteolysis
Molecular function (GO): metalloendopeptidase activity
Source: RefSeq, a predicted model, not a curated record
ACAUGGCGGAGUGAGGCAGCUCCGUCCUGGAGGAGAUGAUGAUGAGUCCUCUUCUUCACUACUCUCUCCAACAUCCAACAUCCUCCUCUUCUGCCUCUUCUAUCGCUCCUUGCUAUACACCCCUACCCCCCUACUACACUAUCAACAUUUAGCCAACACAUGCAUGCAUGUGCACGGUUUUCCCCCUCACACCGUUUUUGCCCGCCGUCUGGAUGUAGGAAGGAAAAGUUUGUGACAGCUUCUUUCUUGUGAGUGACAGCAUUGACCUACAUCGCACACCUGUGUGAAGGUGUCUGGGUCGUCUGACCGACUGGAGCGCCUCCUUCCUCCCGGCUUCACCUCACCGAGCCCGGGCAUCAUGAGGACCUGGAGGCGGCGGAGGAACUUUGCCUUUCUGCUCUUCGCUCUGCGCGUCUGGUGCCUGCUGUCCACUGUCCAUGCUGACAACACGGUUUACAAUAUACAGGAGGAGGGAAGUAGUCCGGAAAAGGCUAAACAGCGAGGGGGAGCAACCAAACCAGAACGCUAUGGGACCACAGUACCUCUGCUGCUGAAGGGCAAGGAGCGCAGACCUUUCUUCCAGCUCACAGCCGGGGGUUAUCCUGCGUCACUCCAGCUGCUGGUACGUGCGGAAGGUGAGCAGCUGAUCCUGUUGCUGGAGAAAAAUGAGGGUCUUUUUGCAGGCCAUUACACUGAGACACAUUACCAGGAGGAUGGAAGUGCAGUCACCGGUAUUCACAACUUCACGAGUAACUGCUACUACCAUGGGGAAGUGCAGGCGCAUCCAAACUCCGAUGUCACCCUCAGCACCUGCAAAGGCCUUCGAGGCUUCAUCGCACUUGAAAACAAGACGUUUAUCAUUGAGCCGGUGUCUGGAGAUGACAACGGUGCCCACUUCAUCUACCGAGUGGAAGAACUCACGCUGACCCCAGGAGCCUGCGGCCACGGCUUCAACAUGUCCUCUGUUGCCCCUGAAAACCACAUCAAAAGCCCCUUUCAAUCCUUCCACACGAGGCAUAAAAGGCAUACCCAGAAGACAACCAAGUACGUUGAGCUGAUCAUUGUUGCAGACAACAGAGAGUUUCAGAAACAGGGGAGGGACGUGGAGAAGGUGAAACAGAGACUGGCAGAGAUAGCUAAUUACGUGGACAAGUUCUACAGGGCCCUGAACAUCCGGGUGGCCCUGGUGGGUCUGGAGGUGUGGAGUGACUCUGAUAAAUGUCCCAUCACCCAGGAUCCCUUCACCACCCUGCACGAGUUCCUAGAUUGGAGGAAAGUCAAACUGCUGCCCCAGAAGCCUCACGACAAUGCUCAGCUCAUAAGCGGCGUUUACUUCCAGGGCACCACCAUUGGCAUGGCGCCCAUAAUGAGCAUGUGCACAGCUGAGCAGUCUGGAGGCAUUGUCAUGGACCACUCUGAGAACCCACUGGGGGCAGCCGUGACUUUGGCCCACGAGCUUGGACACAAUUUUGGGAUGAACCACGACACCCCAGAGCGCGGUUGUGGCUGCAGGAUGACCGCUGACCGUGGAGGCUGCAUCAUGACCCCCUCCACCGGGUAUCCAUUCCCAACAGUGUUCAGCACAUGCAGUAAGAAGGACCUUGCUGCCAGUCUAGAGAAAGGUGUGGGCAUGUGUUUGGACAACAUGCCUGAGGUCAAGGUGCUCUAUGGCGGCCAGAAGUGCGGCAACGGCUACGUGGAGGAGGGAGAAGAGUGCGACUGCGGGGAGCCAGAGGAAUGUAUGAACCCAUGCUGCAACGCCACCACAUGCACCCUCAAGGGAGACGCGGUGUGCGCCCACGGACAGUGCUGCGAAGACUGCAGGCUGAAACUGGCUGGCACCCUGUGUCGAGAGUCCAGUAACUCCUGUGACCUGCCAGAGUUCUGUACUGGUGCCAACCCUCACUGCCCAGCCAACGUUUAUCUGCAUGAUGGGCACGGCUGCCACAGCGUCGAAGGCUACUGCUACAACGGCAUCUGCCAGACUCAUGAGCAACAGUGCAUCACCCUGUGGGGACCAGGAGCCAAGCCUGCCCCUGGGAUAUGCUUCGAGCGAGUCAACUCCGCAGGGGAUCCUUACGGGAAUUGUGGGAAGGACUCCAAAGGCUCCUUUGCCAAAUGCGAUGCGAGGGAUGCAAAGUGUGGUAAAAUUCAGUGCCAGGGAGGAGCCAACCGGCCAGUGAUUGGAACAAACGCUGUUUCCAUUGAAACCAACAUCCCGCUACAAGAGGGAGGGCGUAUUCUGUGUCGAGGAACACAUGUCUAUCUGGGCGAUGACAUGCCUGAUCCUGGACUGGUUCUGGCUGGUACAAAGUGUGGAGACGGCAUGGUGUGCCUGAAUCGCCAGUGCCAGAAUGUCAGUGUCUUUGGUGUGCAUGAGUGCUCUGGGAAGUGCAAUGGACGUGGGGUGUGCAACAAUAAGAAGAACUGCCACUGUGAAGCACACAGCGCCCCUCCGUUCUGUGAGAAAGCGGGCUUUGGUGGGAGCAUCGACAGCGGGCCAAUGAGACUGGCAGAUGUGCGUGUGUGUGUAUUAAUGUGCGUGUUGUCAUAUGUGGCAUCAGCCGACAGCGUGGUCAUAACUGUGGCAAUCCUGGUUACCCUGGUCAGCCUCCUGGUAGCCACCGUCGUCAUCUUUCUGAAGAGGAAGAGCCUGCUGCACCUCCUCUUCACCAAUAAGAAGAGCACCUUGGAGAAACUCAGAUCUGUGGAGGCCAACAGGCCCACCAGCCCCAUCAGGACUCAGUCCAUGUACAGGCCCACCCCACAGCGCAAGCCUCCACCCAAACCCUCUGGAGCCAACAUUUAUAAGUCAUCUCUCCUGAGUGCGGAGCCUCUUCUCCCCCCACACAACUUCCACUCCCACAGCCUGCGCAGACUGCCCAUCUACCAGCCCUUACACAUCAGCCAUCCCAUGCCGGUGUCUCUGAGCGUGGGCCAGCCCACUCUGCCUCCUCUCCCAGCCCACCACCGGGUCCUGCCUGUCCACACGGCCCUCUCACCACCUCGAGUGCCACCUUUUCUCAGUCUGCCACGCCAGCAGUCAUCGUACAGAGUAAACCAGGACUUUGAGAAACCCCGUCCACCCCAGAAGCCCCUACCUGCAGACCCACUAGGGAGGAGCUCUCGGCUGGGUCACAGCGUCACAGCAGCAGGGGUCCGCAUCCUCGGAACUGGACCCCUCCCCAUACCUAUCCCCACUGUGCCCAGGCCUCCACCCAGCAUCCCUUUACCCAGCAGACCUGUGCCGAUGUUGCCCUACAGACCACCAAAGACUCAUAAGGACAGCUGAGCUCUUGACGUCAUGGACGCGUAGAUCUCCCACCAACAGAAGGAGACUUUCUUGAUUUGCACUAAUUACUGAGACUCUGUGAGACCUUUUCGGACAGUCGGAAGUAUCCCAGAGUUUCCAGUGAAAGGGGGCUGACAUCACACCUCGGUGCUACGCCUCUAAAAGGUGCUUUUGUUGUCCUCACUCAGGUACCAAUGAACUAUUUAUCUAUUUAACUAUUUAACUGCGAUAUCACCACUUUGUGCACAGGACAUCAAGAGUGAUUUUUUCCCCAGUGGAAAAGUUUAGAAAAGAAGGAAACAUGGUGUAAUUUAGAAUAUUUUUUUUGCAUUCUUUGGUGACUUUUAUACUUUUUUUUCUCAAAUGAAAUGCUGAAAUAUAUCUGAUGUUUUUUAUAACCAGUUAAGUUGCUUGAAUAUUUGAAGCGCAAAAGAGUUUUUGUUUUGGACUAAAAUGAAGAUAAAGGGAAAUGGAGCACAACUCGGCACAUUGUCAGUGUAGCGUGUGAGCCGUGGAGCAAUGCUAUUUAUUCAGUUUUUCACAUUUUUAAUGAUGUAUUCAAUACCAAAUACAUCUUUUCUAUCCAUGUUGCCACGGUGCUACAAAUUAGAUAUUAAUCAAAUCUUUUUUUUGGACUCAUAUUGAACCCUCACACUACGUUUUUAUUGUGGGAUUAAUCCGAUCAACUCAUUUUACCGCCUCACAGUCAGGCACUUUUAUUCCCUUAUAAAUUCAUUUUUGCGGAAAAGUACUAAACAGGAAAAGUACUUUUCACACAUUUCAGACUGACACACUGCUCGGGGCAUGUGUUGGACGCUCCACAUGUUCUCCUGAUAACUGGCAGACGCUUGCGGAGUCUCGACAGAUUCGACAGACUGAUUGUGUUCCAGAGAAUUACACCAACACCAAAUAAUUCAGCAUUAACUCUGGUGUUUGUAUGUUUAACGUUCACGCUCACUUUGUCCUCGAGUGUGCGAGCCAAGCUGGAUGACUUCAGCGCUGUGAGCUCUCCAAGCUCCCCCUCGACCGUGUCCAAAUAGAUGUUUUACCGUAUCUGUCCCGUCUUUUUCCGCCUUCACAACAUUCCAUUUGGAUUUUGUAUGGCUUUAAUAUUCUUGAACUCUGAGAUUAAUCACGCAUUCACAGCAUCGUUCAUCAGAUUCAGAGCUUGGCGUUGCACUUUGAGUUUUUUGCCCUUGAUGUUAUUUGUUGUUGACUUGCUGUUAUACAAAGGAGGGAUUCAACUGGUAAAAACUUCACAGCGCACUUCUUUUCCCUACGUCAGCGUGUCCAGAAUGAUUGAAGUCAGUAAAAACCCUCCAUACCUGCGUUGCAUUCGUGUACAGAAGUGUGCAAGUAAUGCUUUUUCUUGUUUUGGAAGUGUUCAGAUGUGUUCGACAGUCAGAGUAACCGCUCUCCGCUGGAAAAUAUUUGUUUGUGCUGUGUCGAUUAGUCGUUAAAUGUUUAUGCCAUUUGUAAAUCCUAAAUGUAUGUUUUUAUUUCCAUAACUGUAAUAUGUUUAAAAGCCAUUGUAAAGUGUAAAUAUUGUAUGUCAGUUAUCAUUUCUGUUCUUUUUUGAGACGAGUCUGAUUGCCACCGCCGCGGAGGGGUGUUCCUGUAGAGCUCGACUGGAACACCCACUGUUUUGAUUGGCUCUUAUGUGUUACAAGGACGCACACUUUUUCUUCUUCUCUACUUUCUCAACGCACAGUUCAUUCUGGCUGUUAUUACCGUACGUCCUUCAUCAUAAAGACACAAAAAAAAGGCAGCAGACAACAGUAAACUAAGAUGAGCAGUAAUCCUAUGUUAUGACUCGGUCAAUAAUUAUCUUCUGUAGGCUAUAUGAGGACAUUUGGAUGUGCAUAAUAGCAGUUCAAGCACACAUAUUUGGAUAUUGUGAAUUUCUGUUCAGCCACCACGCCGACAGCAGAAAGGCCAGGCAUACCCGAGAUUUGUCCCCAGUAUCCAAGGCAGCUCCUUCCUUUAAAAUCCCGCUAUGUAGCUAAAAAAGGAAUUCACAUUUUACUACGAGCAUCAUUACAUUAUUAGCUUCGGUGGAUGUUUAAUUGCAUGCUGGAAGCUAGCUUUGUUACGGUCAAAUUGGUACAAAUGACCUAUAUUAAUGUAACACUAAGCAAUUACUUAGCUUAGUUUGUCCCACUUGUUUCAUCAAAGUCACAAAUAAUGGUGAAAUGAUUUAAGAAUUUUAGUUAAAUCAUACUUAGAACCGAAUGCAUAGCUACUGAUUUGACUGACACGAACAGGACAAUAUAGUUACUGGGCAAAAAAAGAAGUCAGUAGCUACGUGGGCGUUCCUGUUCUACAUAAACCAAUAAUCAAUCAAUAAUCAAUAAUAAUAACCCCCUCCCCCACGGCUGCAAUCAGACUCUAAUGUCUUUUUUUAUUUUUUUUUACAAGCACAGUAAUAUAAGAACUGCUUUGAGGUCGUGCCCCGUUCACACUGGGUGGUGAAAACAUGAUUUUGAAGAUUGCAACCUAUAACUUGUAGGCCAGAGACAAAUGUUUCAGGAUAACAUUUGAAUCGAGAGAUUUUAUUGAUGAAAUCAGAGCCAAAUAAAAGUUCCUCUAUGACUGUUCAUAA